UUGAAGGCUGUCGCGCGCCGAGAGAGCCGGGCGCCGAGAGACGCUGCCGGUCGCCCGAGCAACGCGGACGCCGCCGACACUGCCAGGAGCCGCCGGGCGGGCUGGAAGGCGAAGCGGCGCCACGCAGGCCAGGGCCCGCUUGGAGGGCAGCUCCCUCCCGCCCCGACCCUCCCUCGAUGCCGGCGGCCCCUGUCCAGCUGCGCCGAGCGGGCACCGCCUAGCUAGCGCCUCUCCUCUCCCGAGCCAGGCUGCCCGAAGCCGCGCGGCUCGCCCUGAGUUCGGGCAGGGGGGUUGUGCCCGGCGGACCAGGAUCCCAUGUCCACGAUCGCAUGCAACGCGCCUCUUCUGCGCCAUGCCUGGAUCCUUCCGGAGCCCCCCGUGAGGCUGCGGUGAGGAUCCCAGCGCUCCCACUCGCUCUCCUGCCGCGCGCACCUGGCCAGGCUCCCUGGGCCCUUAGCUGCUCCCUCCGCUUGUGGGCCCAGGCCUCAGCAGUGCUGUAGAAAGGGCACCCCUCCUGUGCCAGCUGACCAACUGCCCCCAUUCCCUGCACCCCAGCCCCAUGCAGGCCCAGUUCACAGCUUCUCAUACUGCCAGGGCCCUGUAGCUACAAAGUCUCUGUGCUUGACAGCCCCAUUUAUGGAUCAUCUCUGUCAGAUUUAGAGGUGAAACUUAUGAGUGUCUCCCCCACCCAUUGUUCCCUUUGGCAACACCCAGUCCUUUGGGGAAGCAAGAAAAGGGCUUCCAUGCCCGCCUUUGCACAGUUGCGCGGAGCUGCAGGCCACUGUCACUGGAGCCUUCAUUGCCUAGCAGGGCCUUUGUGAGGUCACACUCACAUUCCAGGUUCUUAGAAAACGCCUCUACUACUCAUCACUGCUCCUGCCAAAGCAAGACCAAGGAAGAACACCGGUUCUUCUGCCAGGCUUCCCACCCCACUGCCCUAGCAUAGUACUGCCUUAGGCCCCUCACAUUCUUGGCACUUCUCUUGUGGCACUUCAGGUGUCCCAUAUUUCCCUAGAAAAUUCAUCACCUGGUGUAGCACAUGUUGCCCUGUUAUGGUCACAUCCCCUGCACUGAUCUUACCCAAAAGGAAUUACCUAUUUUGUACUACUUGCUUUGCCAGGCAAAGCAGUCUUCACCCUUGGCCAGUUGUCUGACAGCACAGCAGCUGGCCUUCAGGCUGCCUUUUUCUACUACUGCCUUGUUCUUGACACUCCAUUGAACUGAGCACAAGCCCUACUUCCUGUGCUGGAAGUAACGUGCCUUAGCCACACACCAAGUCUCCAAGCCCAAGUUGAUGGGCCUUGAAGAUGGCCUCAGAAGCGGUGAAAGUGAUUGUGCGUUGCCGCCCUUUGAAUGAACGUGAAAAGCAGCUGGGCUGCAAGGUGGUGGUCAACAUGGACAGCUCCUGUGGCCAGUGCUUUAUCCAGAACCCUAUGGCAUCAGAGGACCCACCCAAACAGUUCACCUUUGAUGGGGCAUAUAACAUCAGCCACAACACAGAGCAAAUCUAUAAUGAAAUUGCCUACCCCCUCAUAGAGGGUGUUACAGAAGGCUAUAAUGGUACCAUCUUUGCCUAUGGGCAGACGGGAAGUGGGAAGUCUUUUACCAUGCAAGGGAUUCAGGAUCCAUCUUCCCAGAAGGGCAUAAUUCCCAGAGCAUUUGAACACUUAUUUGAGAGUGUGCAGUGUGCUGAAAACUCCAAGUUCUUGGUAAGGGCUUCUUACCUGGAGAUCUAUAAUGAAGACAUCAGAGACCUCCUUGGUACAAACACCAAACAAAAACUGGAGCUGAAGGAGCAUCCCGAGAAAGGGGUCUACGUGAAAGGCCUGUCACUGCACACAGUGCACAGCAUCGCCCAGUGUGAGCGCAUCAUGGAGAUGGGCUGGAAAAACCGUGCCGUGGGCUACACCCUGAUGAACAAGGACUCCUCCCGUUCCCAUUCCAUCUUCACCAUCAACAUGGAGAUCUAUGUCGUAGAUGAGAGGGGGCAGGAUCACCUGAGGGCUGCAAAGCUCAACCUAGUGGACUUGGCUGGGAGUGAGAGGCAGUCCAAAACUGGAGCUGUUGGUGAACGCCUCAAAGAGGCCACCAAGAUCAACCUCUCUCUCUCAGCUCUGGGCAACGUCAUCUCAGCCCUGGCAGAUGGGAGGUGUAGGCAUGUGCCCUACCGAGACUCCAAGCUGACUCGGGUGCUGCAGGACUCGCUUGGAGGCAAUACCAAGACACUCAUGGUGGCGUGCUUGUCUCCUGCGGACAACAAUUACGACGAGACUCUCAGCACCUUGCGCUACGCCCACCGAGCCAAGAACAUACGGAACAAACCCCGCAUCAAUGAGGAUCCCAAGGAUGCUCUGCUGAGGGAAUACCAGGAGGAAAUCAAGAAGCUGAGAGCCAUUUUAGCUCAGCAGAUGAACAUAAACCAUUUGCAAGUGGAGUUGUCUCAUGCGCUGCCUCCCGAGGCUGCUCAGCCUGAGGUGAAGCCAGAGCCCUCUCUUGAAUCCCUGGCAGAUAUUGAGAAAGAGAAGCAGCUGAUUCGAGAAGAGUAUGAGGAGAGGCUGGCACGGCUGAAGGCUGACUACGAAGCUGAACAAGAAUCUCGUGUCCGGCUUGAGGAGGAUAUCAGCGCCUUAAGGAAUGCUUAUGACAUGAAGUUCCAUACUUUAGAUGAGAACCUCCAAAAGGAAGCAGAAACCACCCAGACAGUUGAAGCUAUUGCUGACCAAGCUUCUUUGCCUCCAGGCCUUCCUGAAGAAACUGAAGUGUCAGCCAAGGUACCCAGGAAGGAGUCCAACACAACUGAGCCUUCUGUUCCUUCUGUGGCCCAGAAUACGGAGAAAGCUGUCAGACCGGGGACACCUGGGACUGAUGUGGCUGAGGAACUCCCAGUGGCAGUGAACCAGCAGCAAGUGCUUGCCAGAUUGCAGAUGCUGGAGCAGCAGGUGGUAGGAGGUGAACAGGCCAAGAACAAAGAUCUGAAGGAAAAGCAUAAACGGCGAAAGAAAAUUGCGGACGAGCGGAAGAAGCAGCUGCUGGCAGCUUUGCAGAAAUCGGAUGAGGACAGCAGCGACUGGGUCCUGCUCAACGUCUAUGAUUCCAUCCAGGAAGAAGUGCGAGCCAAAAGCAAAUUGUUGGAAAAGAUGAAGGAAAAGCUGAGGGUUGCUGAGACUGAAAUCAAAGACCUUCAGUCUGAAUUUGAAAUGGAGAAGAUUGAUUAUUUGGCCACCAUCCGCCGCCAAGAGCGGGAGCUCCUCCUUUAUCAGCAGCUACUGGACCAGGUGCAACCCCUCAUACGGCGGGACUGUAAUUACAGCAACUUUGAUAAAAUCAAACGGGAGUCCACGUGGGAUGAAGAAUCAGGCUGUUGGAAAAUCCCAGAGCCUGUCACUCAAAAGACCAGCCUCCCUGCAGCAGUUUCAUCAUUGUCACAGACCAAAGCAGGCAGAAAGAGCUCAUCAUCGGAGAAUGGCGAUGCAGCAACAAUGCAGGAAGAAGAUCGCUAUAAAGUGAUGCUGAGCAAGAGUGAUAGUGAGAAUAUUGCCAGUAACUAUUUUCGCUCAAAACGAGCAAGCCAGAUUCUCAGUGCUGACCCCAUGAAGAGUCUAGCUUCCCAUAAUUCUCCCCCUUUGCUGAACAACAAUACCUCCAUCCUGACACCUAUUCCCCCUGCCCAAACGGUGGAGAUGCCCCAGCCACGUCCCUUUCGCCUCGAAUCUCUGGAUUUCUCCUCUCCUUCAGCCAAGACAAAGCGCAAGAAAAGCCGGAACAACCUGAGCAGCGGCGACCCUCUCUGACUGUUGUGGUUUUUGGUCUGCUUGCAGUUCUCUUUGGCCAUGCUAGUCAAUAUCUGGACACCCUUCCUUGACCCCCAUUUUGGGGACCAUAGCUGCUUUUCAAAGGGAUCCAUGGCUUUUCUUUCCCUUUUGGGGAGAGUGAAAGCAAUUAAAUGCUGCUUCCCACAGACUAUAGUGUGGUCAGCCCUCCAUGUUCAAGGUGGGGCUGGUACCUCUCUCACACUUGCCUAUUCCUUUGCCAUUUUGUAGUGACCUUGCCUUUCAGUCUGCUGUCCCCUCCCAAUCAUUGAAAUGCACGGCAGCAGGAAGGGAACUCAAACCCAGGACAGAUGGAUUAAGAACUCUUGGUGGUGGACCUUAAGAUUCUCCAAGUCUUGCCUUUUGUCUCUCUAAUUUGUUGUAGGAAAGGACGCUACUAGUGGGCAGAAUCUGGCAGAAAAUCCAAAGCCUACAUAAUAGCCUGCAGCAUCAGUGCCCUGCCUGCUUAGCUCAGUUUAGAUCCUGACUCUGCUCUGCUCUCAUUUUGGAUUUUGAGGGAUUCUGAAGCAGACAGACAAGAGGAGAUGGGAGAUCCAUUCUACACUCAAGAGCAGAAUAGUGGCUGAAGGGGUUUGAAUUUUGAAUAGUUGAGAAGAAUAGUGCUCAAAGCAGAACCUGCGCAGUUUAAAUUUAUGCUGUGCAUUAAGAGCCAGCUGGGUGGGGCUGCCUACCUGUCAAGCAGUGUUAAAGGGGGAGCUGAGAGUGCUGAGUAAGGCUGGGAAGCUCCACUGUCAAUAUAGGCAGGGGGUCAGAGAAAUGGUGGGUAUGUCUGCCCAGCUCACGAUGCCUGGGCUUCCCCAGAAGCUGGACUCCCCCGGCAAAUUCUCCCCUGCUCUUCACUCAGCAACCCAGCAUUUCAUUGCCAUUCAGCUGCAUUCACAUAUAGCGUGUUGGAGGGGAGAAGGGAGCUUACAGCACUUGUGAUGGUGGGGGGGGGGCAGAUAGACAGAGACUACCGGUACAUAGUCAUCCUUUCCCAGAUCAUUCCUCUUCUGCCCAGAAGGCACAGUAUGGUUUUUCUACACCCCAUUGUUGUUGGGGACAUCAUUAAAUUAAUUAAUGUCACCUUCCAAAGCUCUUCAGUUUUACAUUUUUAGAUAGAGCAAUUUCUUGUCACUUCUGCAACCUGAGAUCACCUCAGUCCAGCAUGCCCUUCCCUCCUCCUUCACCAUAGCAAGAGAAUACACUCUUACAACAGUUUUACUGCCACGUCUUAGCCACUGCUUUCUUCAAGCCCAUUUCAAGAUGGAUGCCUCACAACAGAACGUGGGCUUUUGAUACUGCACAAUAAUUCACCAGCUUUGUGCACUAGAUGAGAACAGUUGAAAACGGGAGUGGGAGUAAGAGUAGCACAUUCAUGUGGGAGUCAGGUGUUAAUUGAAGGUACUGCUCUCUGUCCAUGUGUUAGUUGAUUUCUUUGUUUUCACCUUUUAUGUGAGCACAAUAAACUGCCUGUUAAUGAAACUUUAGCUUGGUUGCUCUAUAGCCCGUGUUGUCCUCCACUAUUCAUUCUCGAUUUAAUUGUAGCCCUGGAAGGAAAUGUGCCGGAAACAGAGCAGGGAAGAAGAGAAUCUCUGCUAAGAAUCUCUGCAACCUUGGACCCCAAACGCUGGGGGUUCUGAAUGACUUCCUGCCUUCUCCCUCCCAGUCCCCAAACCUAUCUGGGAUUAGCACGCAAUAUCUGCACUUCCCUCAUACCAAGAGAUUCCUGGCAGCGGGCCAAGGCGGGGGACAGGGGACGGAGUGGAGCAGAUAUUCUGCUGGUCUGUGCCUCAGCCAAAUCAAGGAGCUUCAAGUACAAUGGGGAGGCUGUUGCAUACCAGUUCCAAACUUCUGCAUGCCAAGAGCUGCUGGGCUGUGACCCUGGUCUUCAUAGGGCCAAAUGUUGAUGCCUGAAGGGCCAUAUUUGCUCCCUCCAAAUAGGGUGAUGUCUCCAACCUUUGUUUAAGAGAAUACCUUUAUAACAGGUGCUGGAAGACGGGGCUAAGAAUGGCCAGGAUGCAGCUUGUCUGGCCAAAUAAGUAGUGUUGAGUUAUUGAGUCUUCAUCCUGAUUUGUUUGCAGGUUGGUUAGGUGGCCUUGUGUCAAGCACACGUUAAACACACACUUUCCAGGGCUCACUCUUGUCACUUCCCUUAUCACAAAAUGUCCAGUCUUUCGGGGGGAAUUUGUGCUGGAGCUGCAAAUUUGCUUUAGUUGUGCAACCUGAAUUUGCUGGCAUGUGAUUAAUUCCUAUGCAGAAAAAGCAACAGUCUGAGAGCACCCCUAGUUUCUCUUUAAUAAGAUACAAUUUUUCCUUCUUAAAUCCUAGAUGUGACAUAGAAUUAGGCGUGAACAAUAAAAUAGGUGAGAGGUUAAAUUUAGGCAGUGACCAAAAUUAGUCGACUCUACAGCAGUAAACUGUUGA
Zootoca vivipara (common lizard) is the source of this 6236-nucleotide messenger RNA. RefSeq names its product kinesin family member 17 (gene KIF17). Gene Ontology annotation, molecular function: microtubule motor activity; ATP binding; microtubule binding. Lineage: Eukaryota; Metazoa; Chordata; Lepidosauria; Squamata; Lacertidae. The record is from RefSeq and is a predicted model, not a curated record. Gene Ontology annotation, biological process: microtubule-based movement.